AUGAGUGACGAAAGACUACCUAUACAAUGCUUUAAUAGGCUUAGAGCUCUAGACUCAUCCAUGGGAAAACCUGAUCCAACUUAUAACUGGGUUACCCAAGUAAAGAUGAUUGUGGCGGAACUCGGAUGUCAGGGGUUGUUUUCUUUAAGGUCUGAUGAGAACAAAUGCCCGAAGAAGGAGUGCAUGAGUACGCCGAUAGGUGCCGAAGGUUUAUUAGAGCUAGCAACCCCAAAAUCGUUUUCAGUAGAAGAAGCCAGCUGGGCUAAAGAUCAUUACGAAAAUAUUGUUACGGCUGAAUUUUUAAAGGGUGUGCGACCAGAUAUUAGGCGACAACUCCUGUUUGACCCUCCAUCAACCUUUGAGAGGGCCGUAAAUAAGGCGGCAAAAGUAGGCGAAGCGAUCGAGUUGUUUUGUUUGCGGUUCUAA
This is a messenger RNA of Nezara viridula (southern green stink bug), 426 nucleotides long. The record is from the annotation of a GenBank genome assembly. Lineage: Eukaryota; Metazoa; Arthropoda; Insecta; Hemiptera; Pentatomidae.